AAAAAAAAAAAAGAAAAAAGAACAGCAGCUGAAAAAUAAGGACACGGCAGAGAAACACCAUAUGGAGGAGUCGGAGAGCGGAGGGAUGGAUGGACAAUUUAGGAAUAAGGAAACGGGUGAUGGGUAGAGAGGAAAGAUGAGAGCUAGACAGUCGCUGCAUCAGUUGUGUACAGUACAGCUGCUGCAUCGGUUUGAUUCACAGGCCACUGAAACACUGGAGAGUCAGCCAGUGUGACAGAAAGAGAGAUCAUUGUGGUUUCAAGGCAGAGAGAAAGACACACAGAUGGAGAAAGGGAGUGCAGAUGGUAAUGGUGAGUUAAUAGUGGUUCGGACUUGGCAAAGACGAUCAGUGCUGUUUCUGUGCUCAGUAAAUCCACACUGGUGAGGCUCCUGGGCUGUAACAGGAGGAAUCUUUCAAUAAGAGCUGAAAAGGAAGCUAAGAGGCCUCGCUGCGACCAGGUUUGCUUUUCAGCCGCCGUGCGGGAGCCGAGCCGUGUCUUUAUUAAGACUCGAGGAGCCCCUUCGGUUUGGUUUCUCUUGCCGGACUACAGAUGAGAGCUGUGUGCUGCGCAGUUGCAUAAGACGAGCACUUUGCUCCACUUUCACGCCGGCUGACUGCAAACGUUGUGUGUUGAAGAGAAAUUGAAACCAGUGGCCAACAAACACACUUCCUAAUUCACAGAAUGCCAUGCCAUGUUAAUGCUCAGACAGUGAGCAUGUGAUACAUCUAACAGCUUUUUUUAUGUACAUUAUGGACGCCAGUUUAAGAGGGAAAGGUGUGUUUGCCACUUAGGUUUGUUUGCACCUUAGGGCCACCAGUGAGACUGAACGGCACCGCGACAUAGACGUGUGACAAGACAAGUGCAGAGGAGCCGGGAGAGUGCUGCUGAGUGGUGAAAUGGAGAAGUGAGGCAGAGAGGAGAGCUGGAGGGGAUAUUUUUGAGGAACCCAUUCUGACGUCAGAGACGAAAAGACUUUUCUCUGUUUGUGUAAGUGUUAAAAAAGAUACCGACACACAACAAGGACGAUACAGCCAGAGAGGGGAAUAAAAAAGGCAGAAAUGCAAAUAACAUAUCUUAUUCUCUUAAUACCAACAACUCACCCAACAGAGUAUCUUCUUCUACAAACAACUUGAAAUAAAGAGAAGCAUCAAGCACACACAGACCAAAUAGAGCAAACCACAAGCCUUUAAAUAGAUGGCUGAAAAAGAGAAGUGUGAAGUGGACGGAGAUCCACAGAGUCAGGGGAAAAAAGAGCGAGAGCAGAAGUUUACAUCAGUCUCUACGCAGAGCGGCAACCAGUGCCACCGUGGGACUGCAGUCGUCACUCAGAGCCGGGCUAACCUGGGAUUUAAUAACAGCAACGACUUCACAAAGCAGGGAGGACAAGGACAGCAGGAGGACAGGAGACGAAACUAGAGAUAAAAGGAAGAGGUUUAUCACGCGUAGGAAAAGAGGGGGGCUCAUGGGAAACCUCCUGAAAGUGCUGGCUUGCGCCGAACUUGAGCAUGGCCCAAUAGUUUUCCUUGACUUUGAACAUGCUCAGCCCACGGAGGCAGAGACAGCCGUGUGGAACCAGGUCAGCGCUGUGCUGGAGGAGGCUCAUGGGAUCCUGGCCGAGCUGCAGUCCUAUAAUGGCGCGGGCCAGGAGAUACGAGAAGCCAUCCAGAAUCCAGGCGACCUCGCGCUGCAGGAGAAGGCCUGGAACGCAGUCUGCCCCCUGGUGGCCAAACUGAAGCGCUUCUACGAGUUUUCCCUCCGACUGGAGAACGCGCUGCGCAGCCUGCUGGAGGCGCUGACCAGCCCGCCGUACGCGCCCAUGCAGCACCUGGAGAGGGAGCAGGCUCUGGCCAAACAGUUCGCAGAGAUCCUUCAUUUCACACUCAGCUUUGAUGAACUAAAGAUGACAAAUCCAGCCAUUCAGAAUGACUUCAGCUACUACAGGAGGACUAUAAGUAGGAACAGGCUGAACAACCAGCAGCUGGAGGCGGAGAACGAGGUCAACAACGAGAUGGCUAAUCGGAUGUCCCUGUUCUACGCUGAAGCAACGCCAAUGCUGAAGACUCUGAGUAACGCCACCACCAAGUUUGUUUCAGAGAACAAGACCUUGCCCAUAGAGGACACCACGGACUGUCUGAGCACCAUGGCCUGUGUGUGCCGCGUCAUGCUGGAGACUCCGGAGUACCGCUGUCGGUUCACCAACACAGACACCAUGCUGUUCUGCAUGAGGGUGAUGGUGGGCGUCAUCAUUCUCUAUGACCACGUUCACCCUGUAGGGGCCUUUGCCAAGACCUCCAAAAUCGAUAUGAAGGGCUGCAUCAAGGUGCUGAAAGAGCAGCCGUCCAACAGCGUGGAGGGACUCCUGAACGCACUGAGGUAUACGACACGGCAUCUAAAUGAUGACAGCACCUCCAAACAAAUCAGGGCCCUGCUGCAAUGAGGAGGAGGACAGAGGGAGGAAAGAGGGAGUGCACUUGAAGGAGGAGAAAAAAAGAAGAGGAGCAGGAGGAAACAAACGCCAGUGGCUGAUAAACCCGUUUGUUUACAACGAACAAAGGAAAUCAUCUCCAGGCUAAGAGAAACCUGAUGAUAAUAAGAAGAGGAAAAAUAAUUAUAUAUAUUGUCAGCUGUCCAUCAUUCUGUCUCUCAUUUUGUAAAGUAAGAAAAGAGAAAAAAAAAGCCAGAAAAUAAAAUAUAGAUAUAUAUUAAAAACAAGUGAAACACAUGCAGCAGAUGAAAAAGAAGUAGGAUUAAAGAGGAAGCUUUAUUGCAAAAAUGUAAGGUCAGAACCGAAGCAAGCUCAAAAGGUUCAUGUUCCAGCAGUAGUCCGACAAGUAUUUUUGCACACAAACAAGGCCAUCUCCCGUUCCCCUCAGAUCUGAUCCCAAACCGACUUCCCACAGACUUCCUCGUGCUCCCUCUCACGCUCAGUUUGACCGGAGGAGGCUUUAAGCUCUCGAGGUUGCAGAGUCUCCCGCCGCUGCACUGAUCUCCACCUGCAGGUGAUUCAUGAAGCAAUGUGAUGGAUGCACUCCGGAGAUUUGAUUAUACCUGCUUUGUUUAUUUGCUGCAUCGGUGCAGCUGAAGGAAAGGAGGCAAGGAGACGGGAAGUCUUUUUAGGAUGCUUCCAUUUAUUCGCCUUGAUUUCUCCCUCAUUGCCCCUCCUCCUCACCCCUAUUCUCCCCCAUCCAUCCAUCCAUCCAUCCAUCCAUCCAUGGGAUAUGUGUUUUUUCCUUGCCACAAAAGAAAAUUCCAUCCAAUGUUGUGUGCCCUUAAGCUCGAUAUGUUCCAGCACAAAACAUCAUGCGAGUAGUCCGGCUUUACUUGAAUGUCUCUCUCUCUCUCUCUCUCCAUGGUGCUGAUGUGGUCUAGAUACCACAGUACUUCAUAGCUUGUAAGAUAUCAGUUACUUCAUCCCUCUUUUUUUGCACUAAUAUGGUGAAUCUCAAACUCAGAGAACAACUGCUUUCAGUUAUUCACAUUAGUGCACAAACAGGGAGGAAUCAGAUUUUACAAACAUAGAAGUCAUUCCAGCAAACCACAGCACACUUACUUCUUCACCCAGUGCCAAAGCUGAUUGGUCUUUUGCUUUUCUUCCAUCAUGAAGCCAGGCUCGAGGGGGGGGGAUCUUGUAGUCCUUUAAAACAUCACUGAUCAUUUUAAGUAAGAGGAUAUGAAAGAGCCAGGUCAAUGACGCUCACUAAGUCAGAAGGCGGUCAAAUUUACAUUUUACGGGAGGGGUCUGAGCGCUCCAGUGUAAAUAUGUCAACAGGCAUCUGUGUGGUCAGCUUGGGUCCUCGAGGGAAAAACAGAACAUACAUGGAAAUCUGCAUCGCUAGAGUUCUUUCUUUUAGUACGAGGUUGUCAAAGAACUAAACUGUUGGACAAGUGGGAAAUGGAAAAAUAAAAAAUUUCAAAACAGAGAGUAAAAAGAAGCGCUGUACUUUGGAUGUCUAUAGCCCUUAGUCUAAUUUAAUUUGAUCUUAUAAUAUAUUUUCUAUACAGGGGUAUGUGAACAAGCAUAGUCUGUAUAAAUAUAUAGAUGGCAUGUUGUAAAAGUUCUGACAGAAAUGUGUAAAUAAGGUGUUUUUAUUCAUUUUUAAUUGUUCAGUGACGCUGAAAUUGGGUAUGUGUUGUCUCUCAGAAUUACCAUGCGUUUGGCUUGGACCAUUGGACUUGCCGUAGUCAUAGGUUUCAGAAAUUCAGCUUCAUUAAUGCAGAUGAACCGGAGGGAGGGGAGGGACGCUAAGAGGGGGAGGGGGAAGGGGGGGGGGGCCGUCCAUUUGCUUGUUAUUUUGUACAUUUUGUGCAACAAUAAACUUGUCAUUUAUUACAUUCAA
This is a messenger RNA of Anarrhichthys ocellatus (wolf-eel), 4339 nucleotides long. RefSeq names its product family with sequence similarity 49 member A, like (gene fam49al). NCBI's taxonomy places the organism in Eukaryota, Metazoa, Chordata, Actinopteri, Perciformes, Anarhichadidae. Bases 1465 to 2439 code for a protein of 324 amino acids. Gene Ontology annotation, molecular function: small GTPase binding. The transcript has 11 exons. Gene Ontology annotation, biological process: regulation of actin filament polymerization. The record is from RefSeq and is a predicted model, not a curated record.